Messenger RNA from Lampris incognitus (smalleye Pacific opah), 985 nucleotides. RefSeq lists its product as uncharacterized. The record is from RefSeq and is a predicted model, not a curated record. Gene Ontology annotation, cellular component: ESCRT I complex. Gene Ontology annotation, biological process: protein transport; endosome to lysosome transport; protein modification process. The transcript has 6 exons. Bases 87 to 686 code for a protein of 199 amino acids. Lineage: Eukaryota; Metazoa; Chordata; Actinopteri; Lampriformes; Lampridae. Gene Ontology annotation, molecular function: ubiquitin binding.
GCACCGGUUACACAGCUGUAAUAGGAAAGUUACUAAACAAGAGAAUUGUACUUUGUCUGGAUUUGAAUUACCAACAAAACAUAAUCAUGAUGAAAUCUGACAGUUUGGAUCAGCUCAAGAAAAUGCUUUCCAAGAUUUAUCUUCAAAGGAAACGGGUUAUUCAUGAGUUAGAUUAUGCAUUGACCCACUACACAAACCUCGUACCUGUGAUGGAUGAACAUGUUUUCAAUGAUGGCACUGCAAAACGUCUAAUGAGUCUAUCGGGAACUAUUCCUGCCUCGUUUCAUGGCAAAAUCUACAACAUCCCAGUAUGCCUGUGGCUUGAGGAAAACUACCCCGAAACUGCCCCAAUCUGCUAUGUCAACCCCACUCAGGAGAUGAUGUUCAUUAGAGGAAACUAUAUCACUGCCAAUGGUGAAAUAAUGCUGCCUUACCUGCAGGAGUGGAAACCAAUUGAGUGUGACCUGGUGAGUCUGAUUCAAGUACUGGCUGCAAUGUUUGGCGAAUCCCCCCCUGUGUGUAUGAAACACCAUCCAAAGCAUGAACAAGCCUCCUGUUCACAGCAGUUCCAAAGACAAAUGGAAGGCCGCUCAGAAGCAGAUGGAAAUUCAUAUUUUUUCUUGACAAGAGAUGAUGAUGAUGAUGAUGGUCAACCUUUCCAGUGGGAAAACGAAACCAACUGUUAGCAACUGCUAUGAUGUACCUUGUAAAAAAAAGUUUAUUGUAUAUGCUAUGUAUAGAAGCCAUGCUGUGUUUUGUUAAAUUUAGAGGCAAAAUUGUGUCCAUUUAUUAUUUAAUCAUUCGAUAAUUCAAGCAUUGGCACAAAUACACAGCGCUUUGUAUAAUUCAAGCCUUUUGAAUUUGAGCAGUGCAAACUAUCUGGGACAACAAAACAUCACCUUUACUGAUGUAUGCAGGACUUUUCUAGCUACUUUAAAAAAAAAUACAAUUCGUUCACAGGUGGCUGACUAAAUGGCAUUUUAGA